Molecule: messenger RNA, 19526 nt
Organism: Psylliodes chrysocephalus
Lineage: Eukaryota; Metazoa; Arthropoda; Insecta; Coleoptera; Chrysomelidae
Source: the annotation of a GenBank genome assembly
CCGCCAUUCUAGUGUCCGUCCUUUCGGUUUAAAAUCUAACAAUCCAUCAGAAAAUCGGGGGCAUGGAUUUGGAAAUGCAACUUAGAGCGGCGGAGGCCCGAAGGGUCGACCUAGAACGCCAGCACGCUGACGCCCUUCAGGCACUUAGAGGUUGCGGCCCAGAAACACUUGAAUCGAGACAAUCAAGAGUGAGGGAAUUAGAAAAGAAAGUCGCACUAGAAACAGUCAGAUGCGAGGAACUUCAACUGGAACUAGCAUCGUCACAAAGAGGACGGAUGGGCGCGAGCAUGCAUCAAGGUGUACAGAUGCAGAGCAACAUGGGAGGCGGCCAGUCCUGGGGCAAUAAAGGUACAGAAAUAGAACGAAUUAUGGCUAAAAUAGAACAAGAUAACAGAAUAUUAGCUGAAUUAGACCAUAGUCGUUCUACAACUUUGGGAACUGGUUUAGCAACCAGCGUAAGUUCCCACGCCUUAGGAGAAUGUAGUCCACCUAUAUCUCCGAUAACGAUGUCCCACACGACUCCUAGUUUAUACCCAACGAUGAAUCCAGGAAUGCAUCAGAACGCUAGCUAUCACGGCACUUCCAACUUAUCAGGAAGUUACAUACCAUCAAAUCCAGUUAACAUCGGUGGUUACAAUCCGAGUUCUACUCAGUACAAUAGCUUAAGUCAUCACUACACUAACAAAAGCAUGGGUUUAGGAACUAUGAAUAGCCUCGCUCAGCAUUCCAUGGGGAUGGGUGGUACUAUGGGACAAACUAGUGUACUAGGUUCCUCUCUGCCACCGAACCUUUCCAGCUUAGGUACAAGUAUGAUGGGUAACCUCCAGUCAAACCUCGGAACAUCCAUGGGUGGUACGAACUACACACAAACAGCCAUUUCGAAUACGACGUACAGCAACCCCUUAAGCAACAAUCCUUCCGCCCUACAACAGAGCUCGUAUAACAAUCCGACCUUUAGCAACCCCGUUUCGAGUUCACUGACUCAAUAUUCCUUGCCGUACACCAACCCUUUGAAUCCUGUGGUAUCGACCAGUUACGCCAAUAACAAUGUGACGUUUUCCAAUCCUCUAAGUUCGCAAUUCAACAGUUUACCCCUUACGGGGGCGCCCAUGAGCAUCAAGUUGAAGCAGAUUGAUGACGUCGACCUGGAUGGGCUCGACUCCGAUUGGGGUGGUCUGCACAGCGCCGCUGACAGAAAUUUCUUGAACGGGCAAAUGAAUACGGAGGGUCAGGUGGAUAUGCUGGAUAUACCAGGGAAGGGACGAUGUUCAGUGUACAUAGCAAGGUUCUCUUACGAUCCAGAACCAGACGCUGAGGAAGAGUUAAGUAUUCAAGCUGGUGAUUAUCUUCUAGUUUGGGGAGACCCAGUUGGUCCUGGAGGAUAUUUAGACGCUGAACUUUUAGAUGGUAGAAGAGGAUUGGUACCUUCGCAUUUUGUACAAAGAUUAAUAGGCGAUGACCUUCUAGAAUUCCAUCAAGCAGUACUCAGUACUCUAAGGGAAGAGGAAAUCAACCAGGAAAAUUUUGCUGCAGACGUUCAAAGACUCAAUGAGAUAGCAGAAAUGACUGAAGCUCACGAGGAUGAAGGACCAGAAGGUGAGACAGUGCCGGCUCCAAGACAGCUCACCUUGGAGAGGCAGUUGAACAAGAGCGUGCUUAUAUCCUGGACGGCUCCAGAAGGAAUCGGACCGGGAAAUCAAAUCGAAAGUUACCACGUGUACGUUGAUGGAGUUUUGAAGGCGACCAUCAAAGCUACGGAAAGAACUAGGGCUUUGGUGGAAGGAGUGGAAAGUAAUAGGCCUCACCGUAUCAGUGUUCGAUCAGUAACCGCCAACCGUAGAACAUCCAGAGAUGCAGCUUGCACCAUGAUUAUCGGCAGAGACACCCAUUCGUUGGGUCCUAGCGCAGUACGAGCCUCGAAUAUAACCUCAACGUCGGCUGUCAUCAGUUGGCUACCGGCCAACUCCAAUCAUCAGCACGUAGUCUGUGUAAAUAACGUGGAAGUUCGAACUGUUAAACCAGGAGUUUAUCGACAUACCAUUACCGGUUUAGCGCCAAAUACUCAGUACAGAGUGACGGUAAGAGCGAAACAUCACAGAACCGCACAGAACGUAGCCAAUUUAGCUGAAGAACUACCCAUGCCGGCCGCAGCUCAUACGGACUUUAGGACGCUACCGAAAGGACUGCCUGAUCCACCUAGCGAUAUCCUCGUCGAACCAGGUCCACAAGAUGGAACAUUAUUAGUGACUUGGCACCCGAUUUUAACCCCCCAUCAUCCAGGUUCCACAAUAACGGGCUACGCCGUAUACGCGGACGGUAAAAAAGUAACCGACGUUGACAGUCCGACAGGGGACCACGCAUUGAUCGACAUCAGCAAGUUGUUGGGUUUAAAUCCAAAACACGUGACGGUGCGUACUAAGGCUAGAGAUAGCCAAUCAGCUGAUAGUGUACCGACGCCGAUACCGCUCAGCGUUUUGAGAGGAGGUGCCGCUAAGUCGCGCCAGCAGCCUCAUUCUGCUGUGAUGCCGGCGCAUAUUCGACAACAGAUGCCAAGACAGCAACAACAGCAACAAGGGCAACAGGUUAUUGAACCGGAUGAGAAUCUUAGUGAUAAGGAAAUUUUUCCCAACGUCAAUCCACAUCGACAGCAAGGAGGAAUUCCAUCUAUUGAAAUAACUAAAGAAAAUUAUGAGAGCAACAUGUCCGAGGACGAAAUGUUAGAUAGGCGCAACCAGAGACAAUACCAACAGAGACCGCAGCAACGACAGGGCCAGCAGAGACAGGAACCUCAGACGCAACAGCAGCAACAAGCGCAGCAGCAGCAACAGCAGCAGCAACAACAGCAAACUCAACAGCAACAGUAUUACCAGCAACAACAAGCAAUCUCAAGGGACUCAAGCAAUCGCAUGCCUCAACAGAUACGCAACCAGCCAAUGCAGGGCGCUAGAGGUGGCGCAAAUAGCGCCCAAACGAAUCCGGGUAACCGCCCGGAUCCACAGAAGAGGGCGCGAUGGUUCGUAGCACUUUUCGAUUACGAUCCUGCGACCAUGUCACCCAAUCCGGACGCUUGCGAUGAAGAAUUACCGUUUUCGGAAGGCGACACCAUCAAAGUUUGGGGCGAUAAAGACGCAGACGGGUUUUACUGGGGCGAAUGCAGGGGUAGAAGGGGGUAUGUCCCGCAUAAUAUGGUAAUGGAGUUAGAGGGCAAUCAAAAUAGAGAUAGAUGGGGCGAUAGUUUAAGUAAUAUGCCAGUCAAACGGAUGGUGGCUCUGUAUGACUACGAUCCCCAGGAGUUGAGUCCGAAUGUUGACGCAGAGGUGAGCCUAUUGAGCUUCACCACCGGUCAAAUCAUCACAGUCUAUGGAGAAAUGGACGACGACGGCUUCUAUAUGGGGGAAAUCGAUGGCGUAAGAGGCCUGGUACCGUCCAACUUCUUGACGGAAGCGCCAGAACAAUACGGAGCCGGGCAAACUUCGCAGCAAGUAGCGCAGCGGGGCCAAAGAGGGAGGGGAGUCGGACCGGGAGCCAGAGGCCCGCCGCCGCCUCCUAGAGAAAACCAGACUCGUGGCGGAAGAAACAAAGAUGCCUGCCUUCCUGUGUAUACCUCUCAGUUAGACUCGCUGAACACGUCUACGACACCGAACACUAUCACCGAGCACCAGCAGGGGAGAGUGAGAGGCAUGCUGAGGGCCGGUGGUAACCAACAACAGCAGCAGCAAUCCCAACAACAGCACCCCCAACUCCAACAACAGCAGUCGUUCGGACAGCAAAUGGGACAGCAACCUCCCACCACGACAUCUAGCGGAGGGGGUUUGUUUAGCAGCCUGAUGGGUGGCGGUAGCCAGCAGACGACGCAACAGCAGCAGCAUCAGCAACAUCAGCAGCAGCAACAACAGCCGUUUUCCAAUCAACAACAACCGUUCUCCAACCAACAACAAGCGUUUUCCAACCAACAGCAAACCUUCCAGAACCAGAACCAACAAUUUCAAAACUCCAACAGGAUACAACACAAAGGAGUGCCUCAGGUCGUGCCCAACGUAAUGGGCGGUACUGGGCAGAUGCCCAAUAACCAACAACCUCAAAUGAACAACGCUGGUGCGCCGAAUUUAAUGCAAAAAUUGAACGAAAUAACCGCACCCGGUGGUGAUAUACUGUCGAAAGGCAAAGAACUUAUAUUUAUGAAAUUCGGACUAGGAGGAAAAUAACCAUUUUUGAUUUUUUCUUGUUAGUUUUUAAUCAUGCUGUUUUUGGAACCGUUGUGAAACAUUAUCUUCCAUCUUUGAGCGCGUGUGAUAAGGGGCAUUGAUAAGUCUAUUUGAGCUCUGUUACAUUUCAUUUUAGAUAAAUUAAAUGGAUUGCUACCUAAUUUUUUUCCUAACAAUCUGAAGUAAAUAAAGUUUUAUGUUUCAUUGGAAAAGGGGCAGAUGAUGAGGGCCACCAAUGUGCUUUCAAAUAUCCCAAAUGACCUAUUUAGUCCCAGAGCUUCUUUAGAAGUAUGUAAUACCGUUCGUCAUAAAAAUUUCAUCCGCCCGUUUGCCGCCCAUAAAAUAGUAGCCACGUAAAGCACUCGCCUUUUGGAAGCAGACGAGGUUGAAGUGAAUAAAAAAUCAUCAACUUUCUAAUAAAAUAACAACUAAUAUGUUAUUAUUAACAUUUAACCAAUUAAAAAAUAAAAUCUCUGCAAACGGUCGCGUUUCAAAUGCAAACGAGCUCAAAGGUGACUAAAAACUACCUCUAUAGAUCUAGUAUUAUGUGGCAGUAAAAAGGGGUUAUUCUAUUAAAAAUUGCUUAAUAUUAAUCCUAUGUCAUAAAAAUGGUCGAAUGUUAUUUUCAAUUUUAUACUCUAGGUCAUGUUUAGUUAAAAUUGUAAUUGAUGUCAGUUAUAAAUUUAGGUUAAAGUCUAAACUUUAUUGGUAAAAUAUAACGUUGCCGUUAAAAAUAACUUCAAAUGGCUGCAUUACAGUAAGUUAUUUUACCAAACUACGCGCAUUAUUUGAUAAGAAAAUUUAUAUUUUCAUAUAGUAGAAGAUGAGGGAUAUCCAGUGGUACUUUGCACCUUGGUUACAUAAUAACCAGAUAAUAUUGCUAACACAAGUUCGGAAAGAAAGAUUUAAUAUUUAUCUGAGAAAGGCCAGACAUAUAAUAAAAAGGGUUGAUGGAAUAUUAAAAGGAAUGUUAAGGCAUCUAACUUAAAUUACAAUCCGCUAAAAAUGUUAAAAGUGAAUCAAUUUGAUUCUUGUACAACGACAUUUUUUGACAUUGAAACCAAACGACAAAAACACCACUUUGAAUGAAUUUAUAGAAAACAACUACUUCUAUUGCACUUUCAUUGUUGUUGAUUGCAUUUGCAAUAGCGUUGGAUAUUCCUGCAUUAGUGAUUGCCUUCUCACUCAAUUUGAUUUUUUAAUGAUUAACUGUCAAAUAUCUUCUUUGUCUUCUUUUUAAUCUUGUGUUGGAUUUAGCACCUUGGUUCCCAUAUGCAUCACAUGUAUCACAUAAAUGAAUUAUCUUCAUGGACCAUAAAAGGACGUCCCAAGUUUCCUGUUGUGUACCAAGUAGUUUUGACCUAAAUUUUUAUUUCUUACUAAACGUUUGUACAUUGUAUAUUUUUGUUGUUAUAAUAAAUGUCAUAGCUAUUUACUUGAUGAGGACGUCCAUUUUGGGGCAGCAGACGGCAAUUCAUAUUUUAUGGCGGGCAGUAUUAUAUACCUCCAAUAAGAAAGUUUUAGUAUCUAUGAGGAAGAUAAUUUUACUCUGCUCUCAGUCUAAUUCUUAAUGGGUCUUUUAACCUUUAUAACCGAGUAUUAUCAAUUUUUUUUCGUGAUUUGUAACUCACGAGUUGUCUUGCAUCCACAGUUAACCUGUGUCUCUUUCCCAAUGAAACACUUGGUGUUGGAAGUGGAUAGUUAUUAUUAUUAUUAUUAUUAUUUAUCCAUAGGUUUAAUAUAUUAUAAUAAUUGACUGUCAUUCUUCUAGUUACCUUUUAGUUUUUUACUACUAUAAAAAAUAAUUAUAACAUUUCCUUUUCCCUUGUUUCCAGUUUGUUUAAUUUGACUGGUGGACAAAUUUAAGAUUUUAUAGUCCCGAAGAUGGCUGAAAUUCCGAAAAUGCUUGACAAUAUUAUUUAAUUAUAAGGCUGGAAAUAUCUUAGAUAUGUCUAAAUUUGCACACUUUAAACACGUCUUUCAUUUUACCUCAAUCUUUGGUUAAAUUUUAAGAUUGUUGAAAAAGAAAUUUGGCAAGUGAUCCAUUCCGAAAAACUUUGAAAUGUAAUUCUGCUAAAUUAAUUCGGGGUAAAAUAUUUCAGGACCGAAUCAACUUAAUUUGAAUUUAAAUUGUAUACCUGAAGACAAUACUUCAAUGUGCGAGGUGCAGUUUUAAAUAUUUUUCCAGUUUGGUGGUAGUUAAGAAAAGUAAAUAUAAAAACAAAAGUAAAUAGUGAUAACCUGAAAUAUUUGUACCACGUGAAUUAAUAGAGGUGGCAGGUAUUUUGCACUGAUAGUGUCACUUUUUUAGUAUGGAUUUUUCAAUUGGCGAUAUCGUUUACUAUUUUUUAAUAUUUGGGAAAAUUUCGUUUAUAUUGAAAUGAAUAUAAUUAUGCUUAGGGUGCAAAAUGCCUUUAGACACAUUUUUCUAUCGACUGUCAAUAUUUUGGAAAAAACAAAAUUAAUAGUUUUAGGUAUCAAAAACUCAAAAAGGGACACCAAAGAAAAGUUUUGCUGGAAUUUUAAAAUUUGGUACUAUUAUGUUUUUUGGGUUUCUAAACACGAAUCCAAGCUUUGAAAACAAUUUUUUUUUGUAUAUUAAGAGCGAAAAGUAAUACUUUGGCGCUUAAGACAGAAAGUUGGCCAUCUGUCGCACCUUACUUUUCGCUCAAAAUUCACACAAGAUUAUUCUACGAUCACAUUAUUUAAAAAAAUAGAUAUAGAAACUGAAAAUUUGUCGUAUGUAAUGUAUAAUGUGUUGCUUAUAUCUACGUUAUUCAUGAAAAAAAGGAGUUGUUAUUCAAAGUCACUGUUAGGUUAGGUUGAAAAUGAGUGGGAUGAUCUCAUCGCCAUCCACUGCGACCCAGAUGGGUCUAUUGUGGCUCAUAACUCACUCAUAAGUCACUGUUAACUUGGAUAAUAAAACAAAAAAAAAAAAAACAUUAAACUACGUACAAAUAACUUCAAAAACGUUUAUUAAAAAGAAAUGUAAUUUAAAUUAGGCAAGCAAGUUUUCCGCUCGGAAAUCGUCACCUUUAUGGUUGUAUUUCGAAGCACAAAAACCUACUUUGGAUAGUGAUCGUAGAAAAAUAUUUAUUUUAAAACGUGAAAAACGUGAAAAAACGGAAUUUUCGAUCAAUUCUUAAAAAAAUCAAAAACUAUGCAUUUUACGUGGUAGUUCAUCCUGUAUUAAAUUAAAGAGGAUACAAUUUCCUGCAUUUCAUGUAUUUAAGUUUUUUUUUUGGAUCAGUAUUCAGCCGUUACAGUGACGCGAAAAUGGAUGACAAAAAAUUCUUACCGAGAAUUUUGGCAUUAUACGUCGAUGUGUAUUCAAUUUACGCAAAUAUUUUCCAUAUUAUAUAUAUAUAUAUUUUUUAAAUGUUUGAAUGCACCUAAUCAUAUAAGAUUAAUCAGCAUUUAAUAAUAAAUGUGAAGAUUUAUUUAAAAAUACAAUUUGACGAUUUCACAAUAGGCUGCAUUUGAUAAUCGAAGACACGAAUGGAUAUUGGGCCUAUAUUGCAAUUUUUAAAAAAAUACUUGUGUGCUAGAGGUUUAAAAAAUAGUAAAUAAUUUUCUUACAAUGUUUCAGCAGAAUCUGAUAAUAAAAGAGUAUUCAGAAGAUAAAGAGUCUAUGUACAAAAAAAUUUGACAACAUUUUAUGGAUAAAGUGUCUAUGUAACUUAGGCCUUAUUUUUAUUAGGCACUAAAAAUAUACAAAUAUUUGUUUCUCUUUGAAAGCAGGUCCUAUGUUUUAACAGAUGUAAACAGGCUUGCGUCAUUCAGGCACACAUUAAUAGUUUUACUUGUUUUUUCUUGUAAGUUUCAGUCUGUAUUAGUACCUAUAAACCUAUGCGCCCCUUAUCCUGUUAAAUGAAUUAGUGGAUAGAGGGCGUAUGUACAUUAUUUAUUUUUUUGUAAAAAACUGAAUGUUUUUAGGUUAGAUUUUAUAUUACAAAUAUGUUUUCAAUAAAUACAUAUUUAUAGGAAAAAUGUUGUUUUAUAAUAGCCCUUCUGUGUUAAACUAAGCACAAAAAAUUUUGAACUGGUUUUUCUAGAAAACAACAUUUAACUAUAUAGGCCCUUCAUCUAUUUAUGUCUUCAAUUAUACAAUGUUUGAAAAUAAACAAUUUUGCUGCCAGCGUAGUAAAAUCAACCGGUUUUAUUGUUAGAAAGGCCCGGACCUUCACUUGUCUUCCAGGUACCAUUUCGGUAGGCGCGAAAGACGACAGCCGACGUGACAGACGACAACAGACGUGACCGAGAACUGUCUCUUCACGUCUGAAACACAUACAAUUAUAUGAAAUACAUUUCGCACGGCGCGACACGAGAAGUGUCGUCAAGACGACACUUCUCGACGACACUUUGGAUCUGUCUCCGAGCAAAGCGUUUGCUGCGUGUCGCACUCGAGGUCACUGUCCUCAGACAUCGCUUGUAUUUUUUGGAGGUGAUUAGGUUGGAAAUUUAUAUCGGCCUAGACAAUGAUGCCAGAUGCUGGAACAGUAUGGGUGAAAAAAAAACCGUAGAUCUGAACAGUAAAUUUUAAUACAGGGGGAAAUCAUUAUAAUUUGCAGUGUAGUAAAUUAAAAAAAAAACAGGUAUAUAAAAAACGAAAAAUAAACAUUUUUCUACCCAAAUCAGAAAGUAAACAAAGAAUAAAAAUAAAUAAUAACAUUUUUAAUAUAUACUUAACGUACGGAAACAAAAAAAAAAACAAUGAAAAAUAAUAGGUACCUACUUCUUUUAGAUCAGCCUGAAUCAGAUAAUUUAAAAUAAUUGUGUUUGGCAUGCAUGUUCUUUUUAUGAUGCCCUAUUAAUUCUUUGUUUCAUUUUAAAUAAAAACAUAAUGAUUAUCUUGAUGAUUUUUUUUAUGGAGCCAACCUAAAGUAGUGGAUACUUAUUACGCUGCUUUUACUUCAGCAAAUUUACUAGAGAAAAUAUUCUUUGACCAUUUGCUAAAGAAUGCGGCAAACUUAAUAAAUUAAGAACAAAAUUUGCUAGAGACAAAAACAGUGGAUCUACUUAAAAACAGUAGGUCUGGCAACGCUGAUCGUUCCCUCAAAUAGUUAUCUGCGGGUGUCACGCCACCUGUCUCCUUGCUUCCCAAAUGUACGGAGUGUAAACAUUUAUGCAUCUGUCGUCCUUGGGGUUGCCUCGGUGGUCUCUUGUUUCCUGACGCGCCUACCGAAAUGGUACCUUUAAACUAAUUCUCCCUAGAAUGUAUAUUACAUGCAUUAGGGUAGCCUGUAAAUAUGUAUUUUAUUAGAAAAAAAGGUUUAAUUAAUGAAUGAAAGUACAGGGAUAGGGAUAGGGAUAAUAAUGUCAAUAUAAGUAGGUAAUAUAAUAAUGAUAAUAGUAAUAAAAUAAAAACAACCAGAAUAGGAUCAGGCCUAUUUAUGGACAAAUACAACAUAAAAAAAGACGUAUGCAAUUAGUGGGUGUUUUUAUUAGUACCAAUAAUAUAUAAUUUGUUUGUUUUUUUUUAUUUAUUUAUUUAUUGUAUAUUUACGGGCAAUCGAGCUAGUCCAUUUACAAUAAAUUGUAAUAAUUAUUAUAAAUUACAUUGGUCGGUCUUGAAUAGUAUGCUUAAAUCUAUUUAUUGACGAAUCAAAUAUAUUAUCUAGAGAGUUUACCAAUCUAAGUAUAAGAGGAAUAGAACUGUUUAGAGUAAGGUAAUAUUAGGUGGAAAAUAAGUAGGACGUUCUGAUCGCAUUCUCCGUGAUCUAAAUGGAUUUAUUGUGGGUCAUGUCUAACUUAUACUUCACCAAACAAGCCACAUCUUUCGAUGAAGACUAUGGUUGACUUGGGUAAGAGCUGUUUAAAGUCGGUAGGCUCUAUUCGGGUUAAUCCGAAAAUUUGCUCCGCGGAUUCAUUUUCCACGCUGCAAAAUAUAUUGUCAGAUUUUUGUUGCAGAACUAUCUAGAUGAGAAGUCCUAUCAUCGAUUCCGUGAGAAUUCGAAAGAUCAUUCCUAAUUGAUUUCCGGAUCUGAGUAGAGGCAUUAUUAGAAGGGUUGAGUAUAAACGCCUUCAAAUUAGUUAGCCCGGGCUAUUUCUCCAGUUCUCAAGUGACCAUUUUAUGAUAAUGCCUUUGGCAGUGCUCAUUGCAAUGCCAAGGAAUAGUUCUAGUCCUAUGAGCUUGGAUUCGAUUGCUCUUUUAGCGAGCGUAGUGGUUUUUUCAUCGACCUCCACACCGCUGUAUCUCCGAACCCAGAUGAAAGUAGCUUCGAGUCAACACAGUUAGAGCUUAGGGCUUUGAUGGCUGCCUGGCUAUACUAAAAUAUCUUUAUAGUCUUAUUAGCGGGUAAAAAAUUUAAAAUCUCUUGGUCCCAACUCUGCUUGAAAAAUCGUGGUUAACUCCUUUUUCAUUUUUGGAGUCAUCCGUCUGCAUGAGAGAAGAUUUUAGUCUUUCUACUCCAUACGUUUUUCUCUGGAAUGAGGACGCUCUAUGUGCCGCCGGGGAAAUACGGUUAUUAAUCUUACUCAUUCGUUCCGUUUUAUUACAUAGCAGUUCUUCUUUGCAUUGACUACCCAUCGCCAGAAGUCUGUAGAAGAACAUCCUGGCCUCCCUCAGCAGCAAAAUGUGGAUAGCAGUUAAAUCCAGCAUGGUCUCAAUGGCUACUAAAAGAAGAUAUACGUAAAUUUACCUGGAAAAAUUUGCGAAGUUUUGAUAUUUUGUGAAUCUACGUAUUUUAAGCUGCUUUUUCCGAAUUUUUAUUUUGCCACCUCGUUUCUUUGCCACUGUCUCCGCCAUAUUGCAAUAACUUGUAAAAAAAAGAGAUUUUUCAAGAUAUCUCGUUACUUUUUGUUUUGCAGUAAAAAUGUGUAGUAAAUUAAACUACAUCAUUUUCUCUAUCAAAUUUUUUUCAUAAAACCAACCGUAUUCGUGUACGAGAAUUAGAAAGUUAAGCAAGUACGCAGCGCGCAAAGCAAUACAAAUUUUAUUCAUUUAGCCUACCGCUAGAAUCUAAAAGUUGGAUACGGAUCUCGUAAGCUGAUUGACACCUUGGCUUCAAUAGGAUUUUGUUCCUCGUACACAGAAGCAACACUUUUUUGAAAUUUCGGCUUUCAUGCGCCCUCCUUUAUGUAUUGACAAGAGUGCCUUUUCACAGUUUGUUUUCGACAAUGCGGACUUUAAUACUCAAACCCUGGAUGGCAGAAACACUUUUCAUGCCAUGGGAGGCAUCCAUUGUAUAACGGCCGCAAGUGCCAUUGCUCCUGAUCAGAAUAUUCCUCAGCUCAGUACGUCGAAAAUUCUGGUAGCAUUACACUACGAAGCCAUGAGAAGAUAAUGUUUUCUAGUCUACAGGGAAUUCCUAUUAUAGAUCUCCGUACUAUUUCUUCAGUCGAAAAUACAAUGUCGGCAACUUCGGAUCUGCUGCGGCUCUACCGGAAAUGGGCUGAUUUGCCCAAUAUACCUGGAUGGAAUGGAUUUAUGGAAGAAGUGACAGGAAACUAUUCAUAUCAGAAAUCUUUUAUAGCUUGUUUGCCUUUCAUUAAUGCACCACUGACUUACUCCGACACGAUUUUUACUGUUUUAGCAUCAGCGUCUGAGAAAAGUCAGUAAAUCAGACACUGUAUUAUAAAGCAAAACAAAUUGUCUGUUUGAGUAGAAUGAAAGCAAAAUUGAGAAAUGUCGUUAUACGAUUAGGUGGUUUUCAUUUAUUGAUGUCGUUCAUGGUAGCCAUAGGAUAUAUUAUGAAUGGUAGUGGAUUAACCAAGCUUCUAAGUACAAUUUUUGCACUUGAAAAGAUGUUAUCUGGACAGGGAUUCUUAUGUGCGAACUCAACACGUAACGAAUAAAAUAGAGAGAGAUGUUACAUAAGAAUUGCAUUCUAUGGAACGAAGAUAGUUGUCUCAACACGUGCCGUAUCGAAAGAUGAGAAUCCCAGUGCAGAGCACAUGUGUCCAUCUCGCAAAAUUGAUCAUGCAGGAAAUUGAUUUAUUACCAAACCAACACGCAGGACUAGAAGCAAUUUUAUGCGAUUUCGACAAGUCGGUAAUACUUGGAGCAGAGAAGAAUAAUGCGUCAAAGAAUUAGCUUCAAAAUUUGAAAAUCAUCUGGUAACGUGGUCCAACUGCUAAGUUAUGGGUUUCUUACUUUCGCAUGGUAUCAGUCAUGAAACAAUUUAUUGAGGCCGAAAGAAGUGGAAAUUGGGACUUUCAUCUUAAUAGUAUCUAGCAAAUGUUUCUCUAUUUUCAUAACAGUGGUAAUCUUUUGUACGCUAAAUGUGGCCAUUUAUAUUUACAGGAUAUGUAUAGUUUAAAAGAUGAAUCCUACAGAAUACAGCUCUUUUACAGAUGGAGGGCGCUUCACAAUUAAACGUUCUGCCAAAUUUUGAUGUGGCAUAUGGUCAGAUAUGGUUAUUAAGAAAUCAUUAAUGCGAACAAUGAAAAUCGUAGGUGGACUAACUCGUAGGCGGAGAGUCCAGGAGAGCGUAUUUUCUAGGUGAAAUGUCAUUCUUGCACCAUAUUUGUGACGCGGUUGAAAAUUUUUUCAAUAUAGAGUUAGCGGAUUAAUAAUAUUCACCUUUCCUGCAAUAAAAGAAUUGAUGUCAAUAAGUACUGAAGUCAUUUUUGCUGUAAAAGCAACUAGUAACAAGAUAUCUUGUAAAAACUUAUUUUUUCACAAUUUAUUACAAUAUGGCGUUGACGGCGGCAAAAUUACGAGGUGGCAAAAUAAAAAAUCAAAAAGAGCAGUUAAAAAUACAUCAAAUCGCCAAAUAUCAAAACUUUCGCAAAUUUUUCCAGCUAAAGGUAAUGUUAUACAACACGUAAUUACUGGAGUAAUAUAUGUGUAAAAUAUUUGUGAUCAUCUGGUGUCACGAGUAGAAACAAAAAUAUUUAUUUUCUAUAGGAUUUCGGGACAAUCAUAUUUUCUAUUAACAAUAUCAAAAAGUAACAUCAGGUCUCUUCGUUUUUUCUGGUUUUCAAAGAAGGUAUCAUAAUAAAUUUAUUUGUAAUUUAAGGUAUGUAUCUAAGAAAAUUGUUUUGAAUACAAUCCAUUUUUAAUUUAUACAGAACAACUAGAAAAUAUCAAGUACUAACUAAAAUAGGAAAUUUAUCCUCUUUAAUUUAAUGUAGAUGCAUAGUUUUGGAUUUUUUAAAAUACCGAAAAGAUUCGGGUUUUUACACGUUUCUUGAGAAACAAAUUUAAUUUCCUUAAAAACUUUUAUUAGUAAACAUCAGGUUCGUAUUUAUCGACCAAAAAAAUAUAUAGGUACCAAUUUAAUAACAUUCCAUCAAAACACUUUCCUCUGGUUUUCCAAUAAUGCCAAGACUGUAAGGGAUUUACAUACUUGAAGAAAAUCGUUAAUUUUCCGUGACCAAAUAUUGGACAGCCAACCGAUAAAAAAAUGUUUUGAAAAAUCGGAAGAAACGAUAGGUAUAUGUUAAGGGACUGAAUAUACUUACGGGUUAAAAAAAAGUUAAAAUUGUUGUUGACGACUGAAGUAAAAUGUUGAAUUUUUCAUGCAUUGUUUUUCUAUUUUAAUCGUAAAUACCUAAAUAUAAAUAUAUAAAUAUAUAUCGGUUAAAGUGUUCAAUACAAGUGGCUUCUGUGGUAUUUUAAGACAGUGGCGGCUCGUGCAUAUUAAAAAAAAGAAACUUUGCCUUGUUGACUUAAGUUGAAAACCUGUCCCCGAAAAAAUGGUAAAGUAUUAAAUGAAUUUAAUCAGAUCAAUGUAGCUAAAAAAGUAUCAAUUUUUUUAAAUCCUUUAGAAUAAAAAGUUAUUUUUUUUAAUAAAUUAUUAAGAGUAAAAAAUGUACUAGAUGCAUCUGGGGACUGGUUUAAAAUUUAGUAAAAAUUUAUCUAUCAUUUUAAAUAUAUAUCACCAUAGUUUUUUAAAAUGACGAGCCGCUGGUGUAGAAAUCGCAUUCAAUAAAAUCAUAUCCUUAAUCACUUAAUCAAUGUGAGCUGCAAUUUUUCUCAACAGUAUUAUCUCUAUAUCUUGUAUAAAAAAAGUAUAAGAAAAUUAUUCAAAUUUACUUAUUAAGUACAAAAAGUAUAUUGACCAAAAUAUAAUUUUUUAUAGCUUGGAUUUUAUUAAAUUUCAUGGGAUGUGCUUGUAGACACUUAUCAUAUAUUUAAAAUAAGACGUGUUGAUUAUAGAGUGGAUAUUUUUCAGAAUUAAGGAACGUUAAGGUACUUUUUGGAAUUAUAAAAACAAAAAUUCAGCGUUUUUAAAAUGUUAAUUAUUUUUUAUUUAAAAUGGGAUCCAGUUAAAAGUAUACGGUGUAAAUUAUCUUAAAUUUCGGAUAUAUAGAGUGUUCGCUAAAAAGUUGAGAAAAAACGUAAAAAUUCAAUUAACAAUUUUAAAUUUAUGCAAUUUUAUUACUAAGAUGGUAAUCCUGUACUGAAGAAUAAAAAAAUUAAAAAUAUAGAAAAAGUUUUUAAAAAGCAUAGAAGGAAAAUAUCUUCGCUGAUUCUGGCACCUACACAAUAUAAACAAUGAAAGAUGUGUUAGAGACCUAUAAUCAAAAGAAAGAGAUAUCUUAAUAUUGUAAUUUUAUAUAAUUAAUAAAUUAUUUCUGGAAUAUUUGUUUUUUAAUAAAAUAUCCACUCUGUACGUUCAAUACUGUAAUUGUUACUUUAAACAAAAGUUAAUAAUGUUCAAAAAAUGAAAUUCUAAAAUAUUUAUAAUAUGUUUCAAUAAUUAUUUUUGCUUUGGUAAUAAACAUCUUAAAAAUGCAUUUUUUAAAAUAGUUUACACAUUUUAACCUUCUUAAAUUGUUAUAAAAAUGAAAUACAGUUUGGAUGUGUAAGAAGAAUAUAAAAACUAUAUAAAGCUCUAUCUAAAUAUAAAUGAACUAUAAAGAUAUACAUCUUGUGUAAUAUAUACAACUUGUGCAAGAUAUAAACUUUGGGUAAGAUUUACAACUUGUGUAAAAUAUGCAAAUUCCUAAACAAAGGGUCUUCUAAAGUCUAAAGCAAUACAAAAAUUCAUAUUUUUAAGAUGUUUAUAUUCAAAGCUGGUUGAUUAAAAAAAAACGUUAUUGUUACUGAUCAUAGCUUUUACUGCUAUUGCGAAAUUAAAUUCUGUUAUUAUAUAAACUUUUAUCAUUGUAGUUGUAGGUUUCAAAAACAGCUUUAAGAUUGGCACAACUAGGCUGAUUACUUUAAGCUAUAUAUUGUUAGUAAGUUUUCAGAGAAUUCUUCUGUUUCAAAAUAUCGUUUUAUAUUGUGUCCGUGGGAUAAUUGCACAUACAUGAUGGACACAUAUUUUGAGAGCUGAAUUUUGUAUGCGAAAAAUGUUUUUUUGAUUUAAUUUGGUUAAUUACACGAUUUAAACACACAAUUUAAUGGCAUUAAUAGCAAAUAAAUACAUUUUUGAUGCAUAAUGUUCACGUGAGUUACCCUUAUUUACUUGCUUAUCUUCAAGAUUUUGUUUGGCAGCAGUUUUUCAAUAAAAUAAUAAUGUGAUGUGAAAAUCCUCUAAAAAAUUCUAGUCCAGUAAAUGAAGGACCGAAAAGAUCGAAAGCUGUAAAAAAUCGCUGAUGAGUUCCCGUAGCUCAAUUUGUAGGUCAUCGCAGGUGUUUUUAAAUGAAAAAAAUCCUUAACGCGUUCUUGGUACCGGAAGGGGCUGAAUAUGGACCUCUAAACUCUGAAAAACUGGUUUCCCGCUAAUAUCUGGCUAAAUAUGCAAAUUAGAGAAUUUUUGUUCAGACAAAAAAUGAAGAUCAGCUCAUUCUCUACAAUAAAUGAUCCCUACCAAAUUUUCUCGCAAUACCAAUAUUUUUUGCAAAAUCCAUAAUUUUCAUAUUGAAUAGAUAUGGUAGUUUCUUGCCGAAUUUUCGCUCGAUGGGGUUGGAAAUGCAUUGAUCUUCAUCUUUUGGACUUUAGAGACCAAUUGCAGAUGGCGCCAGCACCUUUGCUCUUCUCGCUAAAUUACGGAGUCCGUAAAUGAAAAUCUCGGAAAUAAUCGUUUAUUCGACAAUUACUGGCGGAUUUCACAUGAUUUUUUCUGCAAAGUGGCGCUUGGGCUCUCUCAAUUGUAUUAGCGAAUAUUCUGUGCAAUUUGAGUUGCAAAUUUACCAGAAAAUUGCAAAAAAUUAUUUUUACUUGUGCCAAGGUCUUGAAUCCCGUUGUUUUGGCUAAAAGCAAAUGACAACUUUUACUUUUAUCAGAAUAAUAUGAGUGCAUUAUUUCGGAAAAAAUAGUCUUUGAAAAAUUACAUUUAUUUGAAAGAAUUGGUUGGAUAUAAAACAACCACUCCAAGUCAUCAGAAUCAUAUACAUAUUCUUCAUCGUCAACGGUAUUCUCGUCGCCUACUCCCUCUUGCUCCAUUUAUACCCUCCCCCUGUCGUCUUUUCUCUCUCUCCCUCCAGCUGUAUUUCUGCCUCCUCGCUUUGCAAUCCUUCUGUCUCUUCUUCUACCUGUAUUUCUACGUCCACCUCUAAUUCUUCCGGGAAUAUACCUUCAUUUCUUUUAUAAUUUGAACAUUGUGUCAACUGACACGAACCAGAGAUGGACGAGCACUUCAGACCUGCUUUCAAACAUGAACAAUUCUUCUCGCAGCCUCUCUUACACCGACAAAAAAUCAUCUUCAAGAGUUCCGGUGCUACCAAAAAAUAGAUGACAACCGUUAGAACAAUUACACCAAGUUUUUAAAGUUGAGGCAAAAUAAAACGAACCUUAUUUUCUGCUUCCAACAAAAAAAUCCUUGAAUACUCUUUCUUGUAGACAAGAAUAACGUGGACAUUUCUCACUGUAAACACUUCUUCUUUUUUUAUAAUUGAAUUGAUAUUGAUAUUUAUUUUAUUUUAAAUAAAUAAUUCAAAAUAAAUAAUAAAAAAAUAUCAUCAGUACCUCAAUAAUCCGGUCAAGCCGACGACUCCAAAAAAAGAUUUUAUACAAACACAUGCAGACAACUAUCGCCGCGUGAGUACACGAGGUUAGGUUAUAUACAGAGAUAACCAGUUAUCUCUGGUUAUAUACAAUUUCAUGGAUCUCAGAAGGGGAGCGUAAAAAUGAAGUAUAUAAUUGUAACAACCUUUUUAGAACCAAGAACGGAUAUGGGGAUUGACUUAUAUCAAUGAAAAGGUCAGAAUACAAGCUUUACUCUGAUCUAGUUUUUAAUCCUCAAAAAAUAAAGAGCAGGGAACAAGAAAUGGUUAAACAAAAAAGGCUGGUUUUCAUUCGUGUGAUCAAUUUUCCUCAUUUCUUGAAAAUUAUUAGACUCUAUUAAAAAUAAAAAGAUAUACUCGAAAAGUAGACCAUGUAAGCUUUAAAAUGAUGUGCACUGGAAAUCAAUAUAACGGAUCAUAAGAUUAUAAUUCGCGCUUGUUCCGAAGAUUCUAUGGAACUCCGAAAUCGGUUAAAACAUGUAAAUAAAUCAAUUUUGUAUUAAAACGCAAGAAAAGUAUUACAAAAAAAUUUCUGAGAUUAUUCAAGACCCCCCAAGGUCCCAUUAUAAAAGCAAAAUUAGAAUAAAUGACUAUUUUUAAAGAAAAUAUGAAUAAAUUAAUGAAGCAGUCUCUAAAUAUUGUUGAAAAAAACUUUGACCGCUUUUUUAAAUAUUUUUGGCAAAUACUAACUGACUUCAAGUCACAUAGAAUUGUAGUUACGGGUUUUCCCAUUGCGAUGAACUUUGAAUUAUCGAAAAAUAUCAAUUUUUUCCCGAGAUAUGGAACAACUCGUCCGCCCGCUUACACGUUAAUUCAUAGAAAGCGGAAUUCCUGCUGGUAGAGCAGCAGCUGAAAUUAGGGGACUUUUGAGUGCCAUUAUUUCGAAAACUAUUGAAUUUUUGAAAAAAUUGGUAGGAUUCAUUUUUGUAGAUAAUGAGCUGAUCUUCAUUUUUUUGUCUGAACAAAUAUUCUCUAAUUGACAUAUUCAGUCAGAUAUUAGUGAUAAACCCAUUUUACAGGUUUUAGGGGCCCAUUUUCAGCCCCUUCCGGUACCAAGAAUGCGUUAAGGAUUUUCUCGUUUAAAAACACCUGCGAUGACCUACAAAUUACGCUAUGUGGGAACUCAUCAGCGAAUUUUUUACAGGUUUGACCCUUCAGGUACUGGACUAUUCCUGUAAUGUUAAAUUUAAAACUAAGGACUUUUAGUUUUUAUAUAUUUUGCAUAUAUGAUUUAAUGCUCUUAAAAUUUGUGAUAUAUCUGAAGUAUAUUAUUUUGAAGGUAAAAUCUCACAUUUUUUAUCACGUCAUGUUGAUAUGUUGUGCCUUCUCCUGUUUACGCACAACUAAAUGAUUUUGGAAAUUUUGGAAAAAUAAGCCAAAUUAUUAAUAAAAAAAACUUUUUAGCACUUUUUUAAUUUAUCAUUUUAAUAUUACUAUUUAGGGGACACCUUUGUCAUUCCUUUCUCAUCUGUCACUCUAAUCAAUAAAAUUUAAAUAGGCAAAAAAAGAAAUCAAAAAUAACGCAAUAGUCAUAUUGCUGAAUUAUCCGCAAAAUUACUUUGUUAAUGAUUAUGUGCUUUAUAAUUAAAAUUAAAAUAAGUUAUUAAAUUAAUAAGCACCAAAUUAUAAUUUUCUAUAAAAAAAUAAUUGUUUUACCAAAACUUCCAAAAUAUCUAGUAAGUAUUAUUUGCACUUUUGUGUUUGUUAUUUUUAUUUUGUACAAAAUAAUAUAAAAUAAUAAGUAUGUAAGAUAAAAUUAAUUAUUAUAAAUAUCGAUGUUUACCCUAAAAUAUUAUCCCUAUAGACUUUUGUAUAUAUAUAAAUUAAAUAAAAGGAACUUUGCUUAAAAUAUUACUUGUUAAGAAUGUGUUACCCAUUUUUUGCAAAGUUUAUUAUCAUGUCUAUUGUCUAAUGAACUUCCUUGUAUAUAUACUAAAACUUUUCACUGCUUACAAGUGCAUGGAAAAAUGGUUCUUGGUUAUGAUACUUUAAUGUAAUUUGUAAAAAAUUAGAACGAAUAUGAAGAUAAUAUAUUUUUACAAAAUUUAUCACUCUUUCAGGUUUGUUUUAGGUGUGUUUUAAAAAAAAAUAUAUUGAAUUAUUCAAGUACCUACCCUCAAAAUUUUACUCACUUUCAUUAACAAAUUUUAAUGUAUUAUUAAUAUUAUUGUUAAAUAUAGGUGAAUAAUGAAUAGUCUAUUUCUAUAUCAAAUUAGACACAUUUUUGUUCAAACAUAUUUGUUGUUUUGGAAAAUUAUAAAUAAUUAAAUAUGUUAUUUUAUUUAGAACACUAUAAUAGUCAUAAUGUAACCAGGACCAUUUUUUUUAGAAUGAAUGUGACGAAUGCAAAUAAUUAGUGAUUUGGAUGGUUGUGAAAAUGGUCACAUAUCAAAAAUUGGCCACAAGUUUGAAACAUUUUUGCGGCUUGUUAUCUAUUAUAUGUAUCAUACACUGUACCAAAUAAAACUGAUAAUAAAUGAC